Messenger RNA from Drosophila grimshawi, 1620 nucleotides. RefSeq names its product eukaryotic translation initiation factor 4E1 (gene eIF4E1). NCBI's taxonomy places the organism in Eukaryota, Metazoa, Arthropoda, Insecta, Diptera, Drosophilidae. Gene Ontology annotation, biological process: translational initiation. The coding region runs from base 542 to 1369 and encodes 275 amino acids. Gene Ontology annotation, molecular function: translation initiation factor activity; RNA 7-methylguanosine cap binding. The transcript has 5 exons. Gene Ontology annotation, cellular component: cytoplasm; eukaryotic translation initiation factor 4F complex. The record is from RefSeq and is a predicted model, not a curated record.
ACUGCCCAAAUUCUGACAGUUGUGCUUGUGUACGUGUGUGUUCGUGUGUCUGCGUUGAAUUUGCUUAUUGUGUAGUCGUAAAUUUUAUCGUGCAAGCAACACAUUCAUUUCUCUUGCUUAAUUUCUAACUCAGAAAAGGAUUCGUGUUUUAUUAUUGAAAGUAAAAUAUUAUUCACUGACCAAGUUUUAUUUAAUAUUUUUUUCUCUCCAAAAGAAAUAAGUCAGUGUAGUGUCAAAAAAAUCAAAAUUUUUAUUUGUCAGCAGCACAGCUUCUCGCUGACCGAAUAGCAACAACAACGGGAGAAUAAAAAAAAAAUACUGCAAGCAAGCAAUAAGUGUACCCGGCCCCGUUAUAUACAUACAUACAAAAUAAAAGCUUCACGCUCGCACACACAUAAGCAAACAAACAAGCAGCAGCAAGUGAAUCAGCGAUCGUCGCAUCUCUCUCUCUCUUGAGCACAGCACACAUCUCGUGAAAGCUCGCUCUCCCCAGCAGCAACAACAACAGUAAACAGCGAAAGCCUCGAAAAAUACUCUCAACAUGCAGAGCGACUUUCACAGAAUGAAGAACUUUGCCAAUCCCAAGUCCAUGUUCAAAAGCAGCACUGUGGCUGCCAGCAAUGAACAGGUGACUGUGGCACCCGGUCGCCCAGAAUCGACGCCACCAACUGUUGUUGCUGCAGCAGCAGCAGGAGUCACUGCUCCUCCAGCUGCCGCCGUCGAAGUCACUGGUGGCAACAACAAGGAGGAACCAAAGACAACCCUGGACAUUGAGGAACAGCAGUCGGAUGAUGGCGGGGCAGCUGUGCGCACCGAACAUUUGUUUAAACACCCGCUGCAAAACACAUGGACCCUCUGGUAUCUGGAGAAUGAUCGCACCAAAUCCUGGGAGGAUAUGCAAAAUGAAAUCACCAGCUUCGAUGCCGUCGAAGACUUUUGGAGUCUAUACAAUCACAUUAAGCCACCAUCGGAGAUCAAACUAGGCAGCGAUUAUUCCCUCUUCAAGAAGGGCAUACGUCCCAUGUGGGAGGAUGCUGCCAAUAAGCAGGGUGGUCGCUGGGUGAUCACACUUACCAAAGCUUCCAAAAAUGAUUUGGAUAACUUGUGGCUCGAUGUGCUGCUUUGCUUGAUUGGAGAAGCAUUCGAUCAUUCCGAUCAAAUUUGCGGCGCUGUCGUCAAUAUUCGUGGCAAGAGCAACAAGAUAUCUAUUUGGACUGCCAAUGGCAACAAUGAGGAGGCCGCUCUGGAAAUUGGACACAAGCUGCGCGAUGCUUUGCGUCUGGGACGUCAGAAUUUGCUGCAUUAUCAGCUGCACAAGGACACGAUGGUCAAGCAGGGAUCAAGUGUCAAAUCGAUCUACACUUUGUAAAACUACAGCAACAACAAAUAUGCGCUCUGCUCUUCAAAAUUUGUCAUCAGUUUUAGCUAUUUUGUGUUAAUUUCUGGUUAUAGCACCAUAAAAGAUAAAAUAUGCGACAAAAAAAAAGUCAGAAAGAAACGCGAAAAUCCCCAUUGUUAUCAGAAAAGUAGUGCAGAUCAUCAAAUGCUCCGCUUUUUUAUUCUCUUGGAAUACUGCGAAAAAUAUAAUAUAAAUAAAAACUUAAGGUUAAAAAACGAAAA